CACAGACCUUUUACAAUAAAAGGGUCAGAAGAAGACGACUGCAGGACAGGGAUGUUGAAGGCCACGAUGUAACAGUGACAAGCAGUAGUGCGCGUCGGCUAUCGUACCACAGUUCAGCCAGCGGAACAUCUACCCACAGCCACACCCCAGCGUCACCAACAAUGACACCGCCCACAACUGCCACGCCGAUGACA
Messenger RNA from Amoebophrya sp. A25, 194 nucleotides. The record is from the annotation of a GenBank genome assembly. Lineage: Eukaryota; Dinophyceae; Syndiniales; Amoebophryaceae.